This is a messenger RNA of Thlaspi arvense, 192 nucleotides long. The record is from the annotation of a GenBank genome assembly. Lineage: Eukaryota; Viridiplantae; Streptophyta; Magnoliopsida; Brassicales; Brassicaceae.
AUGUUUGCGUUGGUGUGGUAUGACACUGAAAAAUGCGCAUGGAACGAUUUGGAGGGUUUGGUAGGACUACCCAAGCUCUCUCAUAAUAGUAUUAGAUUGGCUGAUUAUGGUUGUAAGCUGGUGGUUUUAUGGAGUGAGUAUUUGCCCUCUAGUGGUGAGAAAAUUGUUAGAAGCGAAGGCUUCUUUCUCUAA